CUAGUCUCAGCUAUUAUAUCUCUCUACAAUCCGAUUUGGUAUCUCCCUUAUACCCGUGAACAACUAUCCAAUACUUCUCAUAUCAUUCUUCAGAAUGAACCCCGACAUUGUUGAAUAUCCUCUGGCAAACCCAAUCUUCAUUCUUUCAGUGUCCGAAGAUGCCUUCGCACCAGUAACUGGAUUGCAAGAUGGCAUUUCCCUUUAUAUUGAAAAGUUUUCUCUGAAAAGGCAGCUCGUCGCCGAAAAUGAUUUUGACGAUAAUAACAGCUCCACGGCUACUUUCAAAUUGUACACUCAUGAGAUUGAUGUUCCUGAAGAAUCGAGUGACCCGGUGUCACUGGGAUUGGUGGGAAAAGAUGGAACAAAGGAUCAUCUGAAUGGCGCAUCUGGUGGCAACAUCGAACUCUAUGUGGAGAGAUUUUCACCGGAUAGUGUGAAGAAAAUACAGAUCAAUGUUUCUGGUGGUCACGGCUGGGAUGGUAUCCCGACUACAGAGGACGAAUCUCCCGCCGACGGUGGCGAUGGAGGUGAUGGCGGACAUGCCACUGUGCUUCUAGGGAGGCUUUUGAGCCAAGCGAUAAUCCUCUCGGACUCGCUGUUAACAAAGCUUAACAGUGAUGAUAGCCAAUGGCCAAUCGACUUUCGAGACACUGUUCGCACCUGGAUCAGCACGAUGGAUCAGGAAGAAGUCAAGGAUAUCUAUGCCCUGCCGUCUUCCAUGAAAGAUGCGAAACUGAUCCUGAGCGGAUCAAAAGACACCUUUACAUCGGGUGUUGCCAAGGCAUAUCAGAAGCUUUUGAUGAACGAAGACUCACUGCUUUCCGAGGUGACUAAGAGUAUAAAUGCCAACGGGGGAACAUAUGGUGUUGGAGGGACCAGCGCCCAGGGUCAGGGGCAAUCUGGCAAGAGUGGAUCAAAUGGUUCACAUCAAUCCUUCUUCAUAGACUCCACCUCAACAGUCUUAAAUUCCACUGUAUGCUACCUACACCCAGUUGAGUGCCAAAUGCUUCUUGAUAAGGCCAGAGCUCUUUUGUUCCUUGACAACGACGACCAGAAGGCCAGCGCCUUACGAUACCUUCAGCAACUCCAACGACGAUUCUGCCAAGUGGACAAAACCAUCAAAGCCCUUGUUACUCCCAAAGAUACAUAUGGAGAUCAGAACCUCAAGGUUCCGAGGGGAUCCUUUGCCUUCUACAAAGAAUACGCCGACCGGUUUCUGAAUGACCUGCAAGAGAUUGAGAACGCAUAUUUGGGGUACCUGAACAAUGAUACUGAUGCCCAGGAACAGGCCCAGGCAGUUGCAAAAAGAGGCUCCCUAUGUGACACCUCCAAGGAUCAGAUCCAAAAUUCGAUUGUCGCAGUAAAAUAUGAUCUGAUAGCAAUAGACUCCAAGAUUGCCGUGGCCCAGGAGGAUAUGAGAAUAACCAAAGUACGCCUGACAGAAGCCAUUGAGGAAGUGGAAGACGCGAUAGCCAGUGCUUUCAAGUUCAAAUUUGGAGACCUCCUUAACGGACUCAGUCAAGUUGUUUCGCUGAAAGGCGAUAUCACGUCCACGCUGAAUGUUGUCAAAGCGGGCGCCAAAUGGGCGUACGACAACGCCACUAAGAUUUCCAAAGACACUGGGGUCGGCAUCAACAAGUCUUACCUUGUGAGCGCUGUCACUCAGAUCGAAGGCUCCAUCGAGGAUCUGCAUGAGGGGUACACGGUUCUGGUCGAUGGAGACGCCCAAUUCGAUGAUCCAGGCUGCGAAAAGUUGCUUUUAUUGGAAACAGAAUUGAACAAGCUACUAGCCGACUUUAAUGCUGCGCUUGGAGUUGAGGUUCUCCACAAAGUCAAAGAGUGUUUCGGUCAAUAUAUUGAGAAAGUACAAGCCCGAAACUCCGCGGUAAUGGAAUACAGUGCAGAUGUACAGCUUCUUGUCAAUUACCUAGAAACGAUCGAGGGCCUGAAUACCCAGAAGAAGGACAUCGUCCGUGACGAGUACAAUGUGCUCGGACUAGGAUAUCCUACCUUGACCGCGUUUAUGCGCACACUAUACACCAAUUCACUCACCACUGUCCAGCUCUGGCUUAAGAAGAUGCAGCAAGCUUAUGCAUUUGUCGCUUUGGAUGAGACGAACAUCAUCGGACAUGCACUGGAGGGUUUCAGAUUCUCACAGUUUACUUAUGAUAUGCUUAACCAUGUCCGCUCGGAUCUCGAUAGCUACUACGCGCAACGAGUCGAAUCCUGGGGCCAGUCCAUGCAGUCACUCAAGGGUGUCACCUACCCCAUCCCCAAUGUCCAGCAGGAUCUGCAAAACCUUACAGCCGACAACAACACCAUACAAUUUGCUAUAAAUCCUGAGACCAUCAACCCGGACACCCAAGGGCUCAUCUUCGGAGAAGGAAGAGUCGAUAUUCGACUGAUGACCAUCCGCUGUUUUAUUGAUGGCGCAAAAACAGACACUGGGUAUCUCGAUCUUAACCUCGUACAUACCGGCCAAGAGGCCAUCGUCGAUGAAGUGGGUACAGUCCAUAACUUUGACCACCAGCCAGUGGUGACAAACUUUCGCUACGUGAUUGAGACAAAAGACUACACAGGCCCAGGAACAGUGGAUGGCAUCAUCGGCACAGCUUCCACUGACGACCAGUACGCCAUGGUUGGACCGUUCACUACAUGGCAGAUCGUGAUCAAUUCAGCCAACAACCCAGGUCUGGAUUUAUCGGAAGCCAAAGACCCGUACCUGGAGUUCGACAUUGAAUUUAGAACCCGACCAUAGAGAAUCUGCCAAGCUUUGUUGGCUCCCUGCGCUAAUGUUGUCUGACUUUUGCUUUUGUACUGAAAGGAAGGUGAUAUUCUCCGAAGUGACCGUUGCAUAGUGUAACGCGGCCCAUCAGCUGGUGUCGUGUUAUCCUUCUUCUGUCCUACUUGUCAUUGUACCUGGGGUUGCAUGUCUUAAUUCGUGGCGGAUCUCCGCAGCCCUGGCACUUGCGUUGCUUUUACUCCGGGUGAUCGGAUGUC
Molecule: messenger RNA, 3000 nt
Organism: Aspergillus neoniger CBS 115656
Lineage: Eukaryota; Fungi; Ascomycota; Eurotiomycetes; Eurotiales; Aspergillaceae
Exons: 4
Coding region: 95-2758 (887 amino acids)
Source: RefSeq, a predicted model, not a curated record